This is a messenger RNA of Humulus lupulus (European hop), 1939 nucleotides long. RefSeq lists its product as uncharacterized. Bases 124 to 1719 code for a protein of 531 amino acids. The transcript is spliced from 6 exons. The record is from RefSeq and is a predicted model, not a curated record. NCBI's taxonomy places the organism in Eukaryota, Viridiplantae, Streptophyta, Magnoliopsida, Rosales, Cannabaceae.
GGAUUGUGGUAUCAUGCUUCCUUAGUUCUUUUUCUCAGUUAUCAUCUUCCUCUUCCUUUUCUCUCACUGAAUCUCUCUAAGUAAGCGAUUCUCUCUCUCUCUCUCUCUCUCUCUCUCUCUAAAAUGGGUUCGAGCAGCAGUCGAUUGGGAUCGCGUCCAUCUCGUUCCCGAGUCAAUGGUUCAUCCAACCGCUCCAGGUCCAGACUCUCUUCGUUAAUUUGCGGUGGCUCGUCUUCUCGCGCUACGUAUGAGAUGGAAGAUCAUCCAGCUGAGUGUCUAGUUAAAUCUUCAGAACGUUGUUCACAAAUCCAUGGAGUUCACAACUCCAGGGUUGAAUCUUCGUUUUCUGUCAGAGCAGGAACAGGGUUAACUAGUCCAAGUACUGAAACUGCAGCCAUGGCUGAUCGCUCUUCUGAAGAUGGCUUGAGAAGAUUUGGAACUAAUAACCAUGGUUCUACAUACUUGUCUGAUUGUAAGGAGCUAAUUUCUCCUCGUCAGGUGAGUGAUGAUUGUAGUCAUGAUGAUUCUUCUAGGGAUAGUACUACUACAUCUAGUACUUUGUUUAAAGAACAACAAUCUUCAGACACACUCUCUGUGAAUGUUUCGGCUAACGCAAAUUCAGUCAAUGGAAUUGAUAGCUCACUGCAUAAUGGUGAAUCUAGGACCAAUUCUGAGGUUAUGCGUGCAAGCAGUUCAUCUUCUCAGGGUGGUGGCAGUUCACGUUUUGAUGUUUUUCCUGUUGAGAAUCAUGAGGGUGAAGUUAGUUCUAGUUCUGUUCGACUUUCCUCUCCACCAGCAACUUUUCACUCAUUUGGAAAUGAACCCCUUCAAGAUGUAGGUUCAGGUUUAGGAUUCCUUGUCUCAAACAGGGAAAGGGCCCGAACUGAUAGCGGUUUGCUUCAAGUGGAUGUCGUGAGUAUUUCUUCCAAUAUGCUGUCUAAUAGCAGUCCUAAUACAAGUAACCGUGAAGCCAGAAGGAAUAGUAGAAGACUAUUCUGGGAUGCAUUUUCCAGACGCAGUUCCAGAAGGCAUAUUGAUUCUCCAACCAUUCUAUUUUCCAUGGAUGAUAGUGAGGACCUAGGUUCUCAUGACAGGUGGCUACUUGGUUUCAGUGGUGACUUUUUUGAUGAUGGGAAUGGAACUGAUUCUGGAUACCUGGGUGGUAGGAUUCCAUACUCAAGUGAACGUCAGCGGUACUCAAGAUCUGAGGCAUUGGAAAGACUACGCGGUGGUCUGGAUGACAAUGGUCGACGAAAUACUUUUUGCCCAUCAGGACUCCAUCCUGAUGGUUCAUGCCCAUGUGAGUCUUUAUUGAUGAAUGAAGAAUCUACUACUCGUGCAAGUAUAUCUAGAAUUGUCAUGCUGGCUGAAGCUUUAUUUGAGGUUUUGGAUGAAAUUCACCGGCAACCCGUCUCACUUUCCCUAUCUAUGGUCUCAAGUCCUGCCCCAGAAUCAGUUGUUGAUUCCUUUCCCCUUAGAAUCCACUCAAAGAAUGACAAGGCCAAGGGCGGGGAUGAAGUUUCAGAGUGUUAUAUUUGCCUUGCCGAGUAUGAAGAAGGGGACAAAGUUAGAGUUCUUCCAUGCCACCAUGAAUACCACAUGUCAUGUGUGGAUAAGUGGCUAAAAGAGAUUCAUGGAGUAUGUCCACUCUGUCGAGGUGAUGUUCGUGAAGGUCCCACAGGGUGUUCUGUCUCUAACUCGGAGAUACCUUCUGUCUAACAUAAAACUGUAUAUAUUAAUGUAAAGAUUUCGUCUUUGUAAAUAAAUGAUAAGGUUUUUUCUUUUAAAAAAAAUGUUGUAAUGUUUCUCAUGAAAUAUUCUUUCUGUGUCUGAAAUUGAUAUACAGCAUCUUUUCACCAUGAUGCGGUUUUGCUCUGCUUUUUGUAGUGAACUUUAGAAAUGAUGGCAUUUGCUGGAUCCAUACGUUCUACCUUUUCAA